Messenger RNA from Austrofundulus limnaeus, 3428 nucleotides. It is a transcript of the gene sh3kbp1, whose product is annotated as SH3-domain kinase binding protein 1. Lineage: Eukaryota; Metazoa; Chordata; Actinopteri; Cyprinodontiformes; Rivulidae. The record is from RefSeq and is a predicted model, not a curated record. Gene Ontology annotation, molecular function: protein binding. Gene Ontology annotation, biological process: actin filament organization; cell migration.
UGGAGGCCGUGGUGGAGUUCGACUAUGAGGCUCAGCAGGAAGAUGAGUUGACCCUGACUGUGGGCGACAUCAUCAGGAACAUACGGCGAGAUGAUGGAGGCUGGUGGGAGGGCGAGCUGGGAGGACGCAGGGGGCUUUUCCCUGAUAAUUUUGUUCGAGAGAUAAAGAAAGACGGGAAGAGGGCUGGAGGGCAGGCGGGCAUGGUCAAGUCUGAACUUUCCAACGGCAGGGCCAGCCCUGUGUCAGACACCAUUGUUCGAACCAGCAAGAAAGGAGAACAAAUCCGCAAGCGGCGAUGUAAAGCUGCGUUCAGCUACGUGCCRCAGCAUGAAGAUGAGCUGGAGUUAAAAGUAGGAGAUGUCAUUGAGAUUAUUACAGAGGUAGAGGAGGGAUGGUGGGAGGGAUUUCUUAAUGGGAAGAUCGGGAUGUUUCCCUCCAAUUUUACCAAAGAGGUCCAAACAGAGUCGGAUACGCCCUCUUUGGACACAUCGCAGGAAGAGCUACGCAACAACCGCACAAGUAAGGACAGCCCCGGCAGUGAAAGUGAUGGAGCUGACAGUCGAUCAGAAACAGAGUCAGAAAUUCAACCCAAAAAGGUCAACGAYGGAAAACCAUUGAGUGUUGCAGCUGAAAGCAUGAAGACUGAACCUGACAGCAAAGCAAAGGUGCGGGAGCAGUGUAAAGUCCUAUUUCCAUAUGAAGCACAAAAUGAGGACGAGCUCUCACUGAAAGAGGGUGAUAUCAUCAACAUCAUCACCAAGGAGUGUGCCGAUGCAGGCUGGUGGAUGGGCGAGAUCGGAGGAAGGCAAGGCGUCUUCCCAGAUAACUUCGUCAAACUGCUUGAAGUUGAGAAAGAGAGACCGAAGAAGCCGCCGCCACCCAGCACUCCAUCAGCUAAACACUCCACAGAGAAAAAAGCUGAGGUGAAAAAGGUUCCUCCUGAGCGGCCUGAACAUCUACCCCAUAGGGACCAGGAUCGAGGUGAAGAGAUGAAGGUUGGAGAAAUCCCUAAGCCUUCCCUUCCUUCCCACAUUCCCAAGAAACCCCURCUCCCAAAGUCAAGCUCCUCCUCUUCCUCUCACCCCCCACGGCGUCCCGAGAGACCACCCACACUAGCGUCUGAAAGCCCCAAAUCUGAGGGCGGGGCUUCAACACCAGAUUCUGCCCCUGAUAGGUCAAAUGUCUCCGAUAUAGACCUGGAUGCAGUCGUCACYUCGACAGAGAAGCUCAGUCAUCCGACAGCGUCACGGCCGAGAGUCACGGACCGCCGGCCUCGCUCGCAGAUCCUCUCAGCUUCUUUUCAGUCCAGCACAGAGGUGGACUCUCCCACAGUCGAGGACAGAAAGGAGAAAGGGAAGGAAGAACACGAGUCUGUCUCUGUCAGACAUGCAGAUGCCCCCCUGAAGAAAAGAGUUCCUGCCAUUCCUGUACAAGAGAGUAAAGCACCACAAUCUAAGCCCUCUGUCCUGUCCCCACCAAACUCUGGCCAGCGUUCCAUUUCCCCAUCCUCCUCCUCUGGUCUGACCCCCUCUCCAGAGCUUCGGCACUCACCAUUGACGCCCCCGUCACUGGAGGAACUCAAGAGCCAAUUAAGAGACUUGAGAUCCGCCAUAGACCUGUUAAAGACCCAGCACAAGCAGGAGAUGAAGCAGCUGGCCAACGCGCUGGACGAAGAGAAGAAAAUGAGACUAAGUUUACAGGUGGAAGUAGAGCACAUAAAGAAGAACUUAUCCAAAUGAGGACUAAAGCAUCCGUAUCAGCUUGCUCUGAUCACAUCUGAGGCCACCAAUUGAAAAAAAAAAACAUUUAUCACUGUUGGUUUGACACUUCAGCCGAAACUGUGUUUGUGCCAAAUGACCAUCAUGAUCAGCAAUGGUUCACUUCCAUGGAAUCUGCCACCUUUCCCUGUAUGCCGCCUUAUCCUGUGUUUACUUCUUUUUUUUAAGAGGUUUUUCUGUUCAGUUUACUGCUAUCUUAUUGUGCCACUGGUACUGACUGACCGCGGCUUGACGCUGCGCGUUGUCGCGGUCACAGAAAAAGGAUAUGGAGCUUCGGCUGCCAUAGUGACCUCAUUGGUACUUUAAGUUUCUGAUAGCAAAAAAAAAACAAAAAAAAAAACACCAACUUCUGUAGCCCGGUCGGAUCAGAUGACCUCUGUGAUGUUCUGCGUCCACUUUGUGGCCUUCACCUUCUUUCUGUGUAUGCAUAUGUGUGUGUGUGUGCGUGUGUGUGCGUGUGCGCUUGCUUUUCUAUCAUGUGAGGACCAAGAGUUGUGAAGGUUUAAAGUGGGGAGUUUGUUGAAAGACAUCCAUAGCUGCAUUUCCACUUCAACAAAACGAGUGAGCGAUAAACAUGGUUUUAACCAGAUGACCCAGAACUUGAAUAAAGUUUAGGGGACACAUGUUUCUCCCUGAAAAGUCCCUUCUUUGUUUGAUGCCUAGCCUUUUUUAUUUGUGCCAUAAUUUUUUUUUUACAAAAUUUCUUUGGUUUUAUUGUCGUUCUUUUUUAUUAUUGUGCAACAUUAAAUAGAAGAGGGACCAAUGUUCAAGUGCUGGAAUUAUUAUUAUUAUUAUUAUUAUUAUUAUUAUGUUUUAGCAAAUAAAAAUAACACAAAGCAUAAUAUUUCCUCCAUAAGUUUCUUGCAGAUUUUAAUAUCUUCCUUAGAGCAGAUAGGAGCAGAUUUUAACAAUUUUAAAAUACAAAUGACUACUUUAGAUAAAGGCCUUUUACCUUCUGUCUUUUCUUUGUUGUUUAUAUCAUCAUUUUGCAAAGUUCAUUUUAUUUUUGCACAGCCUUACUUUUCUUAUAGAAAAUAAUCAUAUCUGUCCUCUUGUGAAAGCUCUUUGAAAUUCAAAAGCACAUUUAAAAACUAUUUACCUACAAGAAAAUGUCCCAGUGACAUAUUGCUACAAGUUAGGGGGCACAUGCACAAACACAUCAGCUUUUAUUUCUUUUGCACUUUUUAUUUUAACUCUAGGAAAAAAUAGAGCCCGUGCAAGUAGCAUCCAAUAACCAAACGAAUCAUUGAGCACCUUGUUUUGCCUUCAGAUGAAGGGUAACUUUAACCACAGGGUUGAUUGAAUGUAAGUCAGUUACUGGUCCUCACAGGGCAGAUGAAAUGUGUAUGUGCAUAUGUGUGAGUGUGUACAGCAGCAUGAACAGUUUGUCUCUUUUCUCAUAUGUGCACAGAAUCUAUGACAACCCGUCACUGUGGCCUUCCUGUUUUGGAUUCCAAAUCUUGUUUUUUUUUUCCUUUCUUUUUUUCUUUCUGUCAUUCCGGAUGACAAAGAGAAAACUGCUACAACUGAGGCUACAAGUUGUUUUCUUGACUUGGUCCUUUCUCUCUGGAAUAGUGAUUGAAGAAAUAUAUAUAUACAAAAAUAUAUAUACUUUUAUAUUUCAGUGUAAUAAAGAUGCUAUUAUGUACA